UUGAUAUACAUCUGUCUUAGAUUUGAAUGAAUACUAGUGUGAAAUAUUUUGAGUGUCGUUUUUAUAAAGGUUGAUUUAACAGGCUUAUCAUGAACAUGUCUGGAUGAUUGGUUGGGUAAUACUCAAUGUGAUGCUUUUGCUGUUGGAACUUAGACGGCAGAUUGCAUGUUACAUUAACAUGUGCUUCAAUGUGUGACAUUACUGACUAUAACAUAGGGAUCUAACAUAGAAUUUUCAAUAGCCAGUACAGAUACCUCGAAAGCGAUUUGAUAUAAUGUCAACAUUUUAUAUUAAGAGUUACGCAUAGCCAGCCGGCUGUCAUCGCAGAAUAAACCUUGACGGCGUAAUAGGGUUUUGUUUUACCCUGAAGGGGUUUAUUUUGAGGGGUUAACUGUCUAGUUUUACAUUAUCUUGCGUAUGCUUAAAUAAUCAGACAUGAAAUAUCAUUCGUUUUAAAUAUUUUAUUAACUUAUUUUUAACAAAUGCAAACCUUCUGCGAGGAGAAAACAUUUUCUAGUGGCUUUAUGGAGAGACCCGAAGUUCAAACGAGACGAAAUUAAAUCAGGAUAUUUAAGUUACUUAAAUAAAAAUGCCUUCGUAAAAAACAUUACCGAUGGCACUGAUAUUUGAAGAACUAAUUUUCAUUUAAGAUAGCUCAAAAUUUCUUUUUAGUCUGGGUCUAGCUUUAAGACUUCUCCAUUAAACCGGGCAAUAAUGAAAUAUAAUUUGUAAAUUUAAAAAUGUAAAUUAUUCAUAAGUUUUGAACUGUACCCGUCAAGAUAACUUGUAGUGUCUGGAUAAGUGUUAUCAGUUUGGUGUUGUUAUCAGGGAAUAACAUACUUUAGACUGUUACAACUGACCAAUCAGAAUUAAGAAUUUCAGAGAGCUGUUAAAUAGAUAUAUUUAUAAGGUAUUUUUAUCAAUAAUGCGUUUUGAUUAAUGCAAAUAAGUCGUGCAUGAAAAAACGAACACUUGUUUUACAUGAACACAGAUGAAAACAAAAUGUGCAUAAUCAAUUGAAAAAUCUUGUGAAACUGACACUUCUGUUUAUUUGCUGAUAUAUUAUCUCAGAAAAUGCAGACAUCAGGUGAUACACCAGUCAAUCACUAGUAUAGAAUGAGGUUUGACUUUUGUCUAAAGAUCUGUAAAGCAUUAUACUGCUGUAGAAAAAAAUGCAGAGACCAUUUCAGAGACAGUUUUUCAGAUUUUAAAAUGUACUAUUUAUAGUUAUGUGUUCAGGUAAAAUGAUCAUUUUUGUUUAGUUCUGUGAACUACAAACAAUAUUUUUUACCAAAUUUCAAAUAAAAAUGUAGUUUCUAACUGCAUUUAUUUGCAGAAAAUGAAAACUGGAGAAACAGGUAAAAUUAACAGAUAAGAUCAUCUGUAUUUUUUCAGAUGUAUUUGUUGCAAAGAAAACAAGUUUGUAUUCACUUUUAAGCAACACAACAGUCACAUUUCUUCAUGUAUUUAGGAAAAGUCCCCAAAAUAUUUUUACGUGAUAACCUGGAUUUUAUGACAGUUUUCAUGUGUCGUGAGUCUUUCAAAUUGCUGAUGGAUGACUUUGUCACUCCUGAGGUUUGAUUUUAUUAAAACACAAACACUGGACUAGAAUCCCCACGAUACAUCUAGAAAAGCUAAUUUGAAAUGAAAAUUUGGAAUGGUUCAUUUUUUCAGCGGCUCAAACUGUGUAUCCCUGCUGAAACUUUGUUGGAAUUGCUGGAUGCAGUACAUGCUUCCAUUGGAUGACCCACUUUCCCUCUGUCACAUCCGCUCACGCUCGUAUUCAUAUUGCCUUAUACACAUAUGGCGUCGGCGACUGUAUGAGUCACGCUGUCCUCAAACUGACAGAGGAGAGGAAUACAAAUGGGCAGAGAGAUAUCGUGCUUGUUAAGGUGUGAGGCAGUGAUGACGAGCUUGGAGAAGCGAUGCUGAGAUCUGCAAGCGUGGAAGCUUGUGGAUUAACCCAUUGAAUGCUCCUACAGUGGGUGGGAGGGGGGCGAGAGAGAUUGCUGGGGAUUUUGUUGGAGAGAGAGAUGGGAGCUUAUUCUGUCAUGUGCUGUUAGAGGCAAUAGAAAGUGUGAGAAAAGAGAUGCAGGAGAAAAAGGACCCGCAGCCCAAAUCUGCCAGCAGCCCGGGAAAGGCUCAUCCUGCCCUGAAGGCCUUCAUGUGCGGCUCUCUCAGCGGCACCUGCUCCACUCUGCUGUUCCAGCCUCUGGAUCUGGUGAAGACAAGACUUCAGACCCUCCAGAACAAUAUGCAUCCCGGGGCUCCUAAAGUCGGGAUGAUGACAGUAUUUUUUAACGUGAUCCGCACAGAGAAGCUGCUCGGCCUGUGGAAGGGGGUUUCACCGUCGUUUAUGCGCUGUAUUCCUGGCGUAGGGAUCUACUUCAGCACAUUUUACUCGCUGAAGCAGCAUUUCUUCCUGGAUGGGUCUCCAAAUGCAGGGGAGGCGGUGUUGCUCGGGGCGGGGGCUCGAUGCGUGGCAGGUGUGGCCAUGCUGCCCAUCACAGUCAUUAAAACUCGUUUUGAGAGUGGGCGAUACAACUAUGCAAGUGUAGCUGGAGCCCUCAAAAGUGUGUGUCAGAAAGAGGGUCCGAGGGCUUUGUAUUCUGGGCUCACGGCGACCCUGCUCAGAGACGCCCCAUUCUCUGGGAUAUAUGUCAUGUUCUACAGUCAGGCCAAAAAAAGCUUACCACAGGAGAUCAGCUCGUCAUCUUUUGUCCCCCUGGUUAAUUUCGGCUGUGGUGUGGUUGCUGGUAUUUUGGCCUCUCUGGCCACUCAGCCAGCAGACGUGAUAAAAACUCACAUGCAAGUAAACCCAGCACUGUAUCCCAGGACCAGCGAUGCUGUACGCUUCGUUUAUGCUCAUGGGUUGAAUGGGUUUUUUCGUGGAGCUGUUCCUCGUUCUGUCAGGAGAACCCUCAUGGCUGCGAUGGCCUGGACGGUGUAUGAGCAGCUGAUGGCUCGCAUGGACCUGAAGUCUUAAAGAUGCCUGGCAGACACGCUUUAUCUGUUGACUUUCGUACCGUGUGUGAUAGUUACAGAGUGUGUUUGACCUGAUCAGACGAUGACAGACCAAUUUAAUAGAACGAAAGCAGCUAGCGCUGGCUAAGCUAUCAACGACGGAAGGGUCGCUUGUACGUGUGCGAUUGUCCUUUUAUGUUUGUAUUUUGUAAGUGAGUGAUCUUGUGAGACCUCUGACAGUGACAUUCCUAAAUCGCUGUGGAGUUUGUCAGCCUUAGACUGUUGACGUCUGCAAAUUCAAACAGAUGUCAGCACUGAAACACACCAAUGAGAGACAGAGCGCUCACAGCCAACACGAGAAAAUCCUCCGUUUGGCAACCGACCAAUGAACUCUUAGUGGCCAUUUUGCCAACAAAGACUUUCUGGGCCCCGGUGUUCUGAGACCGUUCUCGAGCCCCGUCUCCUCAGUUUAAAAUCCUAGUCUUGGAGGAGUCUUAAUGUUUUUAUAAAGCUCCAGCGCUCAGACAAUCAGACUGACUUACCCCAGGGCUGGGAAACUGAACUAAAACCACACGACUCACUCACAGACCCCAAUAUACUGACUGAUAUUUGUGCGUCUCAAUGCGAUGAUUUGUGUCGUGCUGCUGAUCUUUUGUGCUGAUGUUAGGAGAGACUGCUGGGAUUCAUCAGUUGGCUAUAUUUACAAACAAUGAACACUGAAACUGGAAAUUGCCUGAAAUGAACAAGAGGUUCCUGGGUACAGAUGGCAUUGAUUGAACAGGAAAUUUCUUCUUUGUUGUUUUAAAAAAAGAUGAUCAAAAAAUGCUAUAGUUCUGGUGUGAAGGUGAAGUAUGUUUACAAGUAUCAGUCAGAAAAUACUACAAUUUUAUUUUACUCUAUUUGCCAGUGUGCUGUCAGUCUGUUUUUGAUUGACGUUGUUUUGUGUAAAACGUGCUGUAAGACACCAUCAUGUCAUCAGUGGUGGUCAGUGUCUACAUGACAGUGUAGUGUGCUGUUGUCUCAUGAUACCUAAAAAAAUAUGUCCAGUCAUAUUUAACCCCCAAACAAAAAACGCUGUUCGGAUUUUCACAUUGUGACAUAAAAAUACUUUAUCGCAGUCUUUAUUUAGCAAACAUCUCAGUGCAUCAUUAUAACAAUUUGGAGAGAAAUGUUUUUAAAUGUUAAUUUAACAUUGCAAGAAAUCCUAUCAGUCAUUCAAAAUGAGUUGUCUUCAUGCGGAUGUGUGAUUCCUUUUAUUCGUAUUUGAUUUUUAAAUGUGACAUGAACGUGUUUUAAUGAAAUUCACCUUUGGGGUUUAUCAGGUAUUCAAUGUUUUGUCUUUGUGAUGGUAUUUUGCCUACUAACACUUGUGCACAACAAUGUGCUUGAUGUGUGAGUUUACAUUAACAAUGCACAAAUAAAUUUGGAGGGUUCAUGUCAUGUUAUGUCAAGUGUAAGGUCGAGCAUUUAAAUUGAGAAAGUUGACUGAAGUCAUGAAAAUGUCAAGAGGUAAAAUCAGUGUAGUAAUUCAAUUUUUAUUUUAUUCAUGUGAUUAACUAAAUUUUCUAUCCUGACACUACAGGCUUAACCAUUGAAAAAUAAAAUUGUUGAAUGUCGACGAUGUGUAGAUGAGUGUGAAAAACAGUUGGAGUUAAAUAAUACCAACCAGUUUAUGUCCGUUUUGAAAUAAGUACAUUUGGAUCACACUACAUGGAUCUCCACCUCAUAGUUUGUGAAAGCACUUUGAAAUCUGUGAAGUUAACUUCUUUCGAACUGAAGCUGGUAUGUGUGUGAGUGUUGGUCAAACUAUAUGCAAGCCAUUAUGCUUUGUGCUGUACUGUGAAGAUAUUUUGCCUUCACACAGUCAGUAUUUUAUUUUCAGCAUUUCUUAUUGCCAUUAUUGUUGGUAUUUGGUUUGUGUUGAAAUGCAAAUGUUGUGCUUUUGUAAAUAUACAAAUACAAUUGUCCCAUUUUAUAAAUAAAUGUUAUAAGGUUUAAUGCA
Molecule: messenger RNA, 4966 nt
Organism: Triplophysa dalaica
Lineage: Eukaryota; Metazoa; Chordata; Actinopteri; Cypriniformes; Nemacheilidae
Gene: slc25a38b
Product: solute carrier family 25 member 38b
Exons: 7
Coding region: 2090-2986 (298 amino acids)
Biological process (GO): glycine import into mitochondrion
Cellular component (GO): mitochondrion; mitochondrial inner membrane
Molecular function (GO): glycine transmembrane transporter activity
Source: RefSeq, a predicted model, not a curated record